GGGCCAGGUCAGCAGCAAUGUCCACCCCGUCUCGAUCUCCCAGGGCUUCGGGUGUGAGAAAAGCACAGAACAAGACGUCAUUAGCAUGCCUAACAUGUCGGAAGAAGAAGGUCAAAUGCUCCGGGACCGUACCUUGUGAAUACUGCCACAAGCGAGGACUACAGUGCAGUGUUCCUCUUCGCCAAGAAAGAAAAGUCUAUUCAGUAACUCACGUUGAAGAUCUCGAGAAUCGCCUCGCUCAGUAUGAAGGAAGGGUUCAAGACAUGGGAGAAUGGGUCCCCGAUGCUGUUGAUGAUCCUUCCCGAAGUCCUUUCUCUACUGGUCACGACGCUCAACAGCCGCAAGACACGCCGGCCAUUGCGCCUUCACCGAUUCCGAGAUCUACGACCAGACCAGAGACCUCGAUACCAUUGACCGGCCGGUCAAUAGAAACCGACUCGUCGUUGAGCUCGAGCGCUACCUUUGGCUUUAGGGUUCAGAACCUGCUCAGUAAUGCUCGACAUAGGCGCGACAUCCCCCACCCUACACCUACCGCCCAUGUCUUUAACAAUAACAACUUGUCUCCAAGACAGGCCUACACCACGCAUCACGGCUCUCUGCCCCUUCUGCCUAGCGAAUCAGAAGCCUACCAUCUCCUCGAGGUUGUCAUCCUGUACAUUGGUCAGAGUCAAAGUCACUUUGACGCGCGAGAGGUUUCCGACAACAUCGAGCUCUACUAUACGGAUCCGGAAGGCCAGCUCCCGUCGACGCCAUGGUUUUUGCGGAUGAGCAUGAUAUUCGCAGUGGGAAAGCUGCUUUCUGGCGAAAACACAGAGAGCAAUGGCGAUACAGAUUUGGGAAGUAGUUUGUUCGAGUUCGUGCAUGCUCGACUGCCAACACCUAGCGAGCAACAUGCUCAAGGGAGGGUUGCAAUUGAGACAUUGACGCUGCUCGGGGUUUACCUCCAAGCCAUGAACCGAAAGGAAGAAGCAUACAUAUAUACCAGCAUAGCCUUGCGGCUCGCAGUCACACACGGUUACCAUCGUCCUCUGGAGGGGACACAAAUACUUCGGUCCGAGAAAGCCCACAUCGGUAGGCUAUGGUGGACAAUUUAUAUGCAAGAAAGACGGUUGGCGGCAGCGACAGGCCACCCAUAUGGUAUUGACGACGCUUUCAUCGUGCUAGAGUAUCCCGUUGACCAGCCGGGGUUCAGCUCCACUCAACCAAUACGCACAAAUGCUCGAAUAGCGAGAGUUACAAGCCGCAUCCUUAUAGACCUCUAUAACCCCAAGCGUCAGAACCAAGACUCUUUCGUGCUUGACGUCAAAGAGAUCAUCAGAUGUCUGCAUGAUAUUUCGAGCGAGAUACCAGAGAAUCUAGCAACGGUAGCUCACGGACCAAAUGCGAAUGUUUCUGUGAGAACAACUGCCUCUCUUCAACUCAUGCUAUAUCAGGCCACUUUACUCACAAUACGUCCGGUAAUGCUACACGUAGCACAUUUAAUACUUGCGAGAGCGAGUUCUGGCUUGGAGCAACUGGGGAACUCUUCUCUGGCACAGCUUUGCCGAGCAUGCACUGAAGCAGCUAGGCGUAUAGUGCGUACUAUCAUAACAUUACGAAGAAUGAAUCUCCUAGCUAUUUUUGGGUUCUUUGACUGCGAUGCCAUCUUUUCCGCCACGUUUGUCUUGAUUCUCACAGCUGUGUUUGACUCUGCUUGUGAAGGCAAAGAUAAAAUCAACCCAUCGCCUGGACUUGGCGAGGCCAUGGAGAGUCUGCAAUACCUGGCCGACAACCACAACACUACCGCCAUUGAACGACUCCAAGAGAUCCAUGAUAUUUUGCAUCAUUUGCCUGAACAUUUACGAACAAACGAGGGUACAGCUGUCCCCUCGCGCGAUCGCUCGCAACCUGCGUAUGACAGUAUACGCCAGGUCGCUGAUAAUAGUCGUCAGAGCCCCAUUGUUCAUGAUCGAACAGAGCCUAUUAACGACAACGGCGCAACAUAUGGUGCAACACAACCAGUGGUCGAUCUAGGUCUGUCGAGGCCUGUUCCUGACCUGAACAGCGUUGAACAAGAUGGUUUGGGCUUGCGUUUGGACUCCGAACAACAUCCGUCAAACUUGAAUGAGAUGUCACAAGUCUGGAUACCUUCAGCAGUUAAUACAGGGACUGUGCCAAGCGACAACCUAAUCCCUAUGGACAUACCAUUGGAUGAGUAUUAUAGCUACUUUCAGUCGCUGUUGGAUAACUCUGAUUGGUAUCUCACAGGGCAAGACGUGGAAGAUUUGGCAGAAUUUGGAAGACAUGUUGUUAACUUUAGUAGAUCUGAAUAAUCGAUGUGGCCGGUCUACUAUCGGAGAUACUGUUAUCGCUGGAGUUGUAACAUAUAAGACCAAGCGACGACGUCCAUUUGGAUUGAAGUUGAAUUGGACGACGGAUUGUACCAGGAAGGCAUCUUCUGGCCUUUUUAGCCAUGACCUAAGGUCGGUGCCUGAGGCAGAAGGCAUACUCUUGCCCUUGCUUCUUCUCUUAGCCCUGGGCAAGUGUCGUUCUAGGUAUCCCAAAGUCUUAGUAAGGUUGUCUAUGUGCUCCUUAUGACAGAGGGUAAUAUGAUAAGACUAAGUCUUGAAUAAAUGUAUAAAAAGAUUGAUAUUAAAAUAUUUAAUGUUUUGCUUACUACUUGCCUAUAUCAGCAUGUGUAAAGAACCCCGAACAAGGGCAGCUAUCUCUAGUUUAGACGGAACAAAGAUAUCGAUGGAC
This is a messenger RNA of Fusarium redolens, 2739 nucleotides long. RefSeq lists its product as uncharacterized. The transcript is spliced from 10 exons. Lineage: Eukaryota; Fungi; Ascomycota; Sordariomycetes; Hypocreales; Nectriaceae. Bases 18 to 2312 code for a protein of 764 amino acids. Gene Ontology annotation, molecular function: DNA-binding transcription factor activity, RNA polymerase II-specific; DNA binding; zinc ion binding. The record is from RefSeq and is a predicted model, not a curated record. Gene Ontology annotation, biological process: DNA-templated transcription; regulation of DNA-templated transcription.